Messenger RNA from Apus apus (common swift), 2109 nucleotides. It is a transcript of the gene TIMP2, whose product is annotated as TIMP metallopeptidase inhibitor 2. Gene Ontology annotation, biological process: negative regulation of endopeptidase activity; negative regulation of membrane protein ectodomain proteolysis. The coding region runs from base 192 to 854 and encodes 220 amino acids. The record is from RefSeq and is a predicted model, not a curated record. Gene Ontology annotation, cellular component: extracellular matrix. Gene Ontology annotation, molecular function: protease binding; metalloendopeptidase inhibitor activity. The transcript is spliced from 5 exons. NCBI's taxonomy places the organism in Eukaryota, Metazoa, Chordata, Aves, Apodiformes, Apodidae.
UGAGCGGCAGCCGGGGAAGGAGGAAAACACCCCCAUAGAAGGCAGCAGAGGAGCGGCGGCAGCAGCGCCCGCACCGCCGCGCAGGGGCCGCGGCUGCCGGAGCCAAACUUUCCGGCGGCGGCUCGGGCGGGCCCGGCGGUGGCUGCGGCUUUUCCCGGGCCGGGUGGCGGAGCCUGCAGCCCCGCCGCAAGAUGCCCGCCGCGCUGCCCAGCCUGCUGGCCUGGCUGGCCGUGCUGCUGCUCGGCAGGGCCCGCCCGGCCGACGCCUGCAGCUGCUCGCCCAUCCACCCGCAACAGGCCUUCUGCAACGCCGAUGUAGUGAUCCGAGCAAAGGCCGUCUCUGCAAAAGAGGUGGAUUCGGGGAACGAUAUAUAUGGGAAUCCGAUCAAACGAAUCCAGUAUGAAAUCAAACAGAUCAAGAUGUUUAAGGGCCCUGACAAGGACAUCGAGUUCAUCUACACGGCUCCGUCCACUGCCGUGUGCGGCCGGCUGCUGGACACCGGCGGGAAGAAGGAAUAUCUCAUUGCAGGCAAGUCAGAGGGCAAUGGCAAGAUGCACAUCACGCUCUGCGACCUGGUCUCCACCUGGGACUCGCUGACCCCCACCCAGAAGAAGAGCCUAAACCAACGGUACCAGAUGGGCUGCGAGUGCAAGAUCUCGCGCUGCCUCUCCGUCCCCUGCUUCGUCUCCUCCUCGGAUGAGUGUCUCUGGACAGACUGGGCGAUGGAGAAGAACAACGUGGAUGGGCGGCAGGCGAAGCAUUACGCUUGCAUCAAGAGGAGCGACGGCUCGUGCGCCUGGUACCGCGGCAUGGCCCCCCCCAAGCAGGAGUUUCUCGACAUCGAGGACCCCUAAGCCAAACGAGCGCAUUCCAGUAGCCAGUAGAAAAAAAAACCUGCGAGAUGUUAGACUGGUCCACGCUGAUAUCAGUUCCUGGAGACAGCAUGAAAACCCACUCAGCCACGGGGGUCCCCAGGCUGUGGCACCUGCUGCGUGCGUGCGGGGACAGGGACCCGCUGUGUCACAGGCACCUGCAGCCUGUGGCUGUGCUGGGUGUCCCUGUGCUGGUGGCGGGGCUGAGCGGGGUGCGGGGGGACCCCCUCACUAGGGCAGUGUCCCUGCCUGGCCUCGCUCAGCCCUGGCACCCUGGCAGCUGUGAAGGAAUCAAACCCUCGUGGGUGGCAGGAGCUGCUCCCUCUGCGUAGCCGGUCUACCAGUGCCCCUGCCGUGGGGGACCCCCAACAGCUCUCUCCAAUCAGCCCUCCGUCCCACAGUGUCCCCAGCCACCUUCCAGCACCGGGGACCCUUCUGUCCCCUCCCCGCCCACCGCCCAUCCCUCCCAUUGGGGUGCAGGGAGGGUCAAGCCCUCCAGGCAGGGGCUCCAGGGGGGCCUUCCCGUGCGGCAGAGCCCCCAGCUCUGUGCAAGGGACUGCGGCUCCUGCACAGGUGCCUUAUUCCAAAAAGCCAGAGAGGUGCGUUAGCAUGGCUGGGGUGACGCCCCCAGUGUCCCCAGGUGCUGCUGUGCUUCUCUCCACAUCAACCCCAUGGGGACACGGAGGUGAGCACGUGGUUCACUGCCUUCCCCUGCGCUGUGGGGGGGUCUGUUCCCACUGCAGCCUCCUGCACCAGUGGAGAGCUGCUCCCAGACCCUUCUGCAGCCGCUGCUGCCAGAUGGGCUUAGGCCCCCAUCCCGUCCCCUGUGGUGAACCCUCCCCAACACCUCGGGCCCCGCUUUCUCUGAGCCAUUCCCACGUGGCAGCGGCACUGUGUGAUGGGCAGCACUGGCAUCGUGUGCCCGCAGCUUUGGGAGCACUGGGAACGAUCCCUCGCAUCCCUGCUCCAGUGGGCACUUUCAUGCUGUGCAUCCCUGUAAGGUUUAAGAUGUCGUACUGGACCAGUCUGGGCAGUUUCACCUAUUAUAAAGAGAAACAAUUAAAAAUAAAAAAAAAAAAAAAAAAAAGGAAGAAAAAACCCACCCCAACCUCUAAUCAAUCCCAUAUACGACUCCCGUUCGCUUACUGUAUGGUUAUAUCAUAUGUGCCAUUUACUCCUGUCUCUGCUGGUAGUCUUUAUCUUUGAGUUUAAUAUUUCCACUUGUUUUGCCACCGGC